This is a messenger RNA of Anolis sagrei ordinatus, 1657 nucleotides long. It is a transcript of the gene LRR1, whose product is annotated as leucine rich repeat protein 1. Gene Ontology annotation, molecular function: protein binding. Lineage: Eukaryota; Metazoa; Chordata; Lepidosauria; Squamata; Anolidae. The record is from RefSeq and is a predicted model, not a curated record.
UCGUCCUGCUGGUGGUGAGGGAGGAUGCGGCUCUCCUGCGAGGUGUCUGUGGCCAGCCGGCUGCUCCCUUCGGCGGGGCUGCGGGGCCCAGGGCGCGCUCUCCGGGCCGUGCUCGCCCUCGGGAAGGCCGCCGGAGGAGGAGGAGAAGAAAGGGGGCGCGGGGCCCGGCUCCUGCUUAGCACCGCCCGGCACAGGCCCGGAUCCCACUACCAGCUGAGAGAGAAUGUGGAGCACCUUUUUACCAAGUUUGUGGAGGAAGGAAAAGCCACGGUGAGGCUGAAAGAACCAGCUGUGGACCUCCAUAUCAGCAAGGCCAAUGUCAGCCAGCUGAAGACCUUCCUGUCUGCAGUGAAGCUGGCACACCGAGGCUCUGACGAGGAAAGCUUGCCGCUCUCUACCUUGGUUCCCCCAAAAGCUUCUGAGGUUGAGAAGCCAAAGACGAAAAUGACCAUCACUUCAAGGAAAGACUAUCCUUUGACCCGGAACUUCCCGUACUCCCUGGAGCACCUCCAGGCCUCCUACUGCAAACUUGCCCGCGUCGACAUGCGCAUGCUUUGCCUGAAAAGCCUCCGGAAACUGGACCUGAGCCACAAUCGGAUUAAAACGCUUCCGGCAACAAUUGGGGACCUGGUGUACCUUCAGGAGCUGAACCUUCAGGACAACCAGCUGGAGUCCUUUGGGGUGGCUCUGUGCAACUCCACCCUGCGGAAGUCUCUCCAGUCCCUGGACCUCAGCCAGAACAAGAUCAGGGCCCUUCCAGCGCAGUUCUGCCAGCUGCGGGAGCUUGUUCACCUGAAGUUGGAUGACAACCACCUCGUCCAGCUGCCCUUUAAGAUCGGGCAGCUGAGCCAGCUCCGCUUCUUGUCUGUGGCUCGGAACAAGCUCCCCUUUUUGCCCAGCGAGUUUGUGAAGCUCUCCCUCGAGAGCCUGGAUUUGUUUGGCAACCCUUUUGAGCAGCCCACGCCUCUCCUUCCCCAAAUGCAGCUAGAAAUACCCUUGACUUUAUUAGAAUAUGCCGCAAGAGCAACCGUCAAUUACAGGAUCCCCUACGGCCCUCACCUCCUUCCCUCCCACCUCUGCGUUGACCUGGACCUGGCCAAGACCUGUCCCUGUGGGCGCUCCUGUUUGAACUGCUUCAUCCAGACCACACUAACCAUGAACCUGCACAGUGUGGCCCACACUGUGGUCCUAGUGGACAACAUGGGCGGCACCGAGGCCCCCCUCCUCUGCUUCUUCUGCUCCCUGACCUGCUACUCCUGCUUCCUGGACAGACACCUGCGAAGCAACAGCAACGGCCGAGGGCCCUGAGCACAGCCCUCCCUCCUCUCUCCCCUUCACCAGAUGCCUGGCCUUCUGAACAUGCUCCAGUGCCUCUCUGCUGACCCUGAGGGAUUCCCUACCUGGUUUCCCACAGAUUGUUAGCAGGAUAUAGGAAACAUUUUAUGUUUGGGUUCGAUUGGGGUCUGAUGAGUGUAUUUGCAGCCCAAAGGACAACAUCGCCUGGGGACCCCAAGGUUAUCCAUCACCCUAUGCUACAUGGGACUCUGUUGAGUAAGGAACGCUGAGUCAGGUCCAGGUAUCGAAGCACAGUGAGUCAGAACUAGACAGAGAGCAAGCUAAUCUCCUUUUACAUCAUCUUAAAAGAGGAAGGAAAGGG